CGCCGCGCGAUGCCCGCCGCCAGUCACCCACCCACCAACCCAGCAGGCCCCAGCGCGCGCGGCGGUACAGGAUGCAGUCCACAUCAUUUACCACCGCGUGAGCCGGCGGCACCCUCGGGCGUCGCAUCCGGAAGGGGUGUGUGACUGUGACACAACUGUGACUCUCUCACUCUCUCACUCUACUCUGUGUGCUCGCUCCUGCCGGUGGCCGCCUGCUUCCUUGCUUGCGUCGAUCUUCUUCUCCUUCCCCUGCUUCCACUCCGACUCCUUCCCCUCCCUCUUGGCUCGGUCCAGUUCAAUGGCGGUGGACCCGCGGCAGGUGGUGGCGGGGUUCCUCACCCUCUCCAUGUUCGUCAUGCUCGGCAACAUGAUCAAGCACGACCACUUCUCCUCCGGCUCCGGCACCGAGCUGGUUUUGGAUGCAACAGGAGAGGAGUUCAAUGCAGCGAAGGUUGCAGACGAUGCUGAAAUGACCAAUGCCAAUAGGGUUGGAGUGGAGCACCAAAUGGAGGCUGACGAGGAGAUGAAACCUUGUUGGACCAAACCAAGUCCAAAAGUCCAGCCGUCUAAUGGUUUUGUUACAUUAUCGCUGACUAUGGGCCCUGAAUAUCACAUCUCACAGAUUACAGAUGCUGUGGUUAUUGCAAGGUAUCUAGGUGCGGCACUUGUACUUCCAGAUAUCAGAGGAAAUGAAUUAGGAAAUAAGCGAAAAUUCCAAGACAUGUAUGAUGUGGAUAAAUUCAUGAGCAGCUUGGAUGGUGUUGUCAAAGUAGUACACGAACUACCUGAUGAAGUGAGUGCUAAGAAGCCAGCGGUUAUUAGAGUACCAAACCGGGUGACCGAAGGCUUCAUCACAGAAACCAUUCAGCCCAUCUUCCAGAAAAAUAAUUACUUAAGGCUUGCAGUUGUUUUCUCUUCAAUAAGUUUAAAACCAAACGAGACGGAUAACAAGGACUUGGAUUCAACUGCUUGCCUUGUAAUGUUCAGUGGCCUCGAAAUGAAACCUGAAUAUUCUGAAGUGGCCAAACAGAUGUUGGGCAGGCUUAAAGAAUUAAGCAAGAAAUCAGAUGGGACGGUCUUGGCAAUCGAUAUGCGGACUGAUUUGCUAGGAAAGAAGAGUUGCAAAACAAAUGGAGGCGCUAGAAGAAAAGGCUGUUAUAACCCUCACGAGGUUCUGGGUUUCCUGAAGAAUGUCGGCUUCUCUGCUAAUACAACCAUCUACUUAACUGAGACGUGGUGGCACAAAGGCCUGAAUGCUCUGAAGGAAGCAUUUCCAAGCACUUACACCAAGGAUGACAUAAUGCCAGCUGAGAACAAAGGCGAAUUCCUGAAAUCCGUCAACGCAGACCUAGCGAGAGCUCUGGAUCUCGAGAUCUGCUCCCAGAGCGACGUAUUUGUCCCUGCUAUCGAUGGCCUGUUCUACGGGCAUGUCACGGGUAAGAGGAUUGCGUCGGGGCGGACCCAAAUCCUUGUGCCUGCUCUGGCGUCCAGCGCUUCAGCUCAGGCUUCAGACUUCAUCUCGACAUACAUCUCCAAGAAGAGCCACCUUGCCUACUCAUGCUACUGCUAGUGUUGCUUUUGUACUGUUAUUAAUAAGAUCGGCUGAAGUGGGCCGCUUGGCAGUGCUUUGGGCGCAUAUAUAAGUACCUUUGUAGUACACUAGUUAAGGUUUUGUUUUGAGAAAUAUUAGCAUAUGCUGUAUGUUGGUUACUUAAUGUUGUUUGACAUUGGAACAAAUAGUGAGGACCAUAGAAUUGCAAGUGUGCUAUGAAAUGAAUGUAAGGUUAGGCA
Molecule: messenger RNA, 1791 nt
Organism: Phragmites australis (common reed)
Lineage: Eukaryota; Viridiplantae; Streptophyta; Magnoliopsida; Poales; Poaceae
Product: protein MANNAN SYNTHESIS-RELATED 1-like
Exons: 6
Coding region: 299-1570 (423 amino acids)
Source: RefSeq, a predicted model, not a curated record